Messenger RNA from Chaetura pelagica (chimney swift), 3659 nucleotides. It is a transcript of the gene CAPRIN2, whose product is annotated as caprin family member 2. Gene Ontology annotation, molecular function: signaling receptor binding. Bases 13 to 3309 code for a protein of 1098 amino acids. Gene Ontology annotation, biological process: positive regulation of canonical Wnt signaling pathway. The record is from RefSeq and is a predicted model, not a curated record. The transcript is spliced from 18 exons. NCBI's taxonomy places the organism in Eukaryota, Metazoa, Chordata, Aves, Apodiformes, Apodidae. Gene Ontology annotation, cellular component: cytoplasm.
CCAUCUGUUUCAAUGGUGCAGCUUUCCCAAGCCCCUUUCCGUCGCCCGUCAUCACCUUCAGGCCGGUCGGAGGAGGGGGAGGAGAAGAGCAUGAAGGCAGCCAAGCAGCAGGUGAACACGUCUGGGGAGAGCCAGCCCCCCCCCAGCCCCCUCCACCCCCUCCAGUCUGCGCUCGGCUCGGCCGCCUCUCCUGCCCAGGCCUAUGAGACUUACAUCGAUAAUGGGCUUAUCUGCCUCAAACACAAGAUCAGGAACAUCGAGAAAAAGAAGCUCAAACUAGAAGACUACAAAGAUCGUCUGAAGAAGGGGGAAUCUCUCAAUCAAGACCAGUUGGAGGCAGUAGAGAAAUAUGAAGAAGUAGUACACAACUUGGAAUUUGCCAAGGAGCUUCAGAAGACUUUUUCAGGACUUAGCCAAGAUCUGCUGAAAGCACAGAGGAAGGCUCAGCGAAGAGAGAGUCUCUUGAAGCUUGAAGCAGAGAAGAAAAAACUGCGUACAAUACUUCAAGUCCAGUAUGUGCUGCAGAACUUCACUCAAGAACACGUUCAGAAAGAUUUCAAAGGUGGUAUGAAUGGUGCAAUAUAUUUGCCUUCUAAAGAACUAGACUACCUCAUAAGAUUUGCAAAACUGACAUGUCCAGAAAGAAAUGAGAACUUGAGUGUGGAAGACCAGAUGGAGCAAUCAUCUCUUUACUUCUGGGACCUUCUAGAAGGAAGUGAGAAACCUGUGGUUGGAACAACAUAUAAACACAUGAAGGACCUGUUAUCCAAACUUCUAGACUCUGGCUACUUUGAAAGUAUUCCAACUCCUCGCACCACUGUGACAGUAAAAGAAUUGGAAGAAGAAGUAAAUAGAAAAUCUGAGAGAACAAGACAGUUGUCAAAAGGAGAGUCUGUCAAAGAACCAGAAUCCAUUAUGGAGCUCAUGAAGUCUGAAAUACAGCCACAGGAGUUUCUCAACAGGCGUUAUUUGCCUGAAGCAGAAUACACUAUCAAGAAGAAGCCAGAAGAGCCCAAAUCUUGGGAAGCUGAGUGUGCUAGAAAGCAAGAACCUCCAAAGUCCUGGGAAACGCUUGUUGAUAUUGAAGAGCAGGAACAGAAGCAGAAACAAGAGACCUUAAAGCCUUGGGAAACUCGUGUUAGGCAGCAAGAAGCAAAAAGACCAGAUUCUCCAAAGCCUUGGGAAGCUCAUGUUAAAGAGGAGGAACAGAAGCGUGAGUCUACAAAACCCUGGGAGACCCGUGCUGAGGAGGAAGAACAGAAGCAAGAAGCUCCAAAGGCCUGGAUAGCACAUGUCCGAGAAGAGCAGGAGUCCCCCAAACCUUGGGUAGCAAAGGUUAGGGAAGAGCAGGACCAGAAGAAACAGGAAUUGCCUAAGCCUUGGGUAGCAAAAGUUAGGGAAGAGCAGGAGCAGAAAAAGCAGGAGUUGCUGAAACCUUGGGUAACUAAAGUUAAGGAAGAACCAGAACAAAAGCAGGAAUCUCCAAAGCCUUGGGUAGCCCAAACUAGGGAUCAACCAGAACAAAAGAAGCCAGAGCCUGUGAAAUCAUGGGAAAUGCCUGUUAGGGAAGAGCCAGAGCAAAAGAAGCAGGAGCCUGUGAAGGCUUGGGCUGCACAUGUUAGGGAGGAGCCAGAACCAAAGAAGCAGGAGACUCGAGAGGCUUGGGAAAAAGCUGAGAGGCAGCAGCAAGUGUCAUCACAGCAGUUACAGAACCCUCCGAAAUCCUGGGCAGCUGCAAGUGUUGGGUCAAAGGAGCAGAUGGGGCCAAAGAAGCUUGAUAUGGAACCCAAAGAAGAGUCCAUUCUGGAUUUUGAUAAAGCUUCACCAAGUGCCAUUGGUUCAUCCCAACCACCCUCAGUUACUCCAGCAAGUAGUCCUGUAGCUUCAAAAGAACAGAAACUUCCAAGUCACAGUGAUUUUCUCCAACAGCCCCUUCAAGCUGCUGCUUCCUCUAUGGCAUUGCAUGAUUCAAAUACUUCCCUAGCAUCUGCUGAUCCAACACUUUCUGGCUCUGAAACUGAAGACUUGGUGACACCUCAAACGCCACAGGCAACUAUUCCUCUCCCAAGUGAGCCACAGUCAUCAUUGCCUACUUCAAGCACCUCCAUGUCAACAGUAGCACCAGCGCAAAGCUUUCAGUCUCCUCCAGCAAGUAGCAGUUCUGUCACUAUAACAGCAGCUCCCUUUCAGGCUAUGCAGACUGUAUUUAAAGUGAAUGCACCACUGCCCCCACGUAAAGACCAGGACAUUAAAGAGGAGUCUUCAUAUUCGACAGGAUAUAACCAGAGCUUCUCUACAGCAAGUACACAGACUCUUCCUCAGUGCCAGUUACAAUCUUCUCAUGUUGCAGAACAAAGCUCUCUUUCACAAGAAUCUCUGUCUUCAGCAGUGAAUUAUCAACCUGAAGGAGCUGUUCCUGUUAGCAAUGGUAGCCUUGCCUUUUAUCCAGCACAGACUAAUGUUAUUCCCAGACCCCCUCAGCCUUACCUUAACAGUCGUGGGUCUGUCAGAGGAUCUGCAAGAGGUGGAAGGUCACUGGCUAAUUCAUAUCGUUCCCCUGGUGGAUACAAAGGUUUUGAUGCUUACAGAGGGUCGGCCUCAAUAACUAAUGGCAGCUAUGGCCAGCUGCAGUUCCCUGGUAGAGAUUAUGCUGGAAUGCCAUAUUCUCAGAGGGAUGUUAAUUACCAGCAGUGCUAUAAAAGGGGAGGGAUAACUAGUGGUCCUCGAGCAAAUUCAAGAGCAGGGUGGAGUGAUUCCUCUCAGGUGAGCAGUCCAGAACGAGACAACGAAACCUUCAACAGUGGGGACUCUGGGCAGGGAGACUCCCGCAGCAUCACCCCUGUUGAUGUGCCAGUGACCAGCCAAGCUGCCACCAUACUACCAGUGCAUGUCUACCCGCUCCCACAGCAGAUGAGAGUUGCCUUCUCAGCUGCUAGAACAUCUAACUUGGCUCCUGGAACUCUAGACCAGCCAAUUGUGUUUGAUCUGUUGCUGAACAACCUUGGAGAAACUUUUGAUAUCCAGCUUGGUAGGUUCAACUGUCCAGUGAAUGGUACAUAUGUCUUCAUCUUCCACAUGCUGAAACUGGCUGUAAAUGUUCCCCUGUAUGUGAAUCUUAUGAAGAAUGAAGAGGUCCUAGUGUCAGCAUAUGCAAAUGAUGGGGCUCCUGAUCAUGAAACAGCUAGUAACCAUGCAGUCCUGCAGCUGUUCCAGGGAGAUCAGAUCUGGCUGCGUCUGCAUCGGGGUGCCAUCUAUGGAAGUAGCUGGAAAUACUCCACCUUUUCGGGAUACCUCCUUUAUCAGGACUAAAAUCCAGUGCGAUGUUUACAAAAGAGCUGCUCCAAACACUUUGGUGAAGGGGGGUGGGACUAGCUUUGCACUUACUACUGACUUUAUAGAAGAUAUGUGGUUCCAUUAUUGGGGAAAAUGAUGGUCCUGUUGUGCAAGGUGAAAUCAUGGAGUUGGGGUACUGAAUCAGCACUAAUUUGGCACUUUAUCAGUUGUGAUGUAGCCUUGCUAGUAAAGCUGUGAAUGUAUAUUGUUUGCACUUACCCUAAACUGUAUUAAUGUCCAGCUUACUACACUAUUGAUUGCCUCAAGUAUGGGCUAUUCACAAUGCCUUGUUGUGCCUCAAUAAAACAAGUUAAUAUGCAUUUUAG